Messenger RNA from Nomascus leucogenys (northern white-cheeked gibbon), 3875 nucleotides. RefSeq names its product class II major histocompatibility complex transactivator (gene CIITA). Gene Ontology annotation, molecular function: protein binding; ATP binding. Lineage: Eukaryota; Metazoa; Chordata; Mammalia; Primates; Hylobatidae. The record is from RefSeq and is a predicted model, not a curated record. Gene Ontology annotation, biological process: inflammatory response; positive regulation of transcription by RNA polymerase II; positive regulation of MHC class I biosynthetic process.
GGGAGAGGCCACCAGCAGCACGCGCGGGAGCCGGGGGAACAGCGGCAGCUCACAGUGUGCCACCAUGGAGUUGGGGCCCCUAGAAGGUGGCUACCUGGAGCUUCUUAACAGCGAUGCCGACCCCCUGUGCCUCUACCACUUCUAUGACCAGAUGGACCUGGCUGGAGAAGCAGAGAUUGAGCUCUACUCAGAACCCGACACAGACACCAUCAACUGUGACCAGUUCAGUAGGCUGUUGUCUGACAUGGAAGGCGAUGAAGAGACCAGGGAGGCUUAUGCCAAUAUCGCGGAACUGGACCAGUAUGUGUUCCAGGACUCCCAGCUGGAGGGCCUGAGCAAAGACAUUUUCAUAGAGCACAUAGGACCAGAUGAAGUGAUCGGUGAGAGUAUGGAGAUGCCAGCAGAAGUUGGGCAGAAAAGUCAGAAAAGACCCUUCCCAGAGGAGCUUCCAGCAGACCUGAAGCACCGGAAGCCAGCUGAGCCCCCAACUGUGGUGACUGGCAGUUUCCUAAUGGAACCAGCGAAUGACUCCUCCACCCUGCCCUGCCUGCCACUGCCUGCCCUGUUCAACGAGGAGCCAGCCUCCGGCCAGAUGUGCCUGGAGAAAACCGACCAGAUGCCCAUGCCUUCCUCCAGUUCCUCAUUGAGCUGCCUGAAUCUCCCUGAGGGACCCAUCCAGUUUGUCUCCACCAUCUCCACUCUGCCCCAGGGGCUCUGGCAAAUCUCUGGGGCUGGAACAGGGGUCUCCAGUAUAUUCAUCUACCACGGUGAGGUGCCCCAGGCCAGCCAAGUACCCCCUCCCAGUGGACUCACUGUCCACGGCCUCCCAACAUCUCCAGACCGGCCAGGCUCCACCAGCCCCUUCGCUCCAUCAGCCACUGACCUGCCCAGCAUGCCUGAACCUGCCCUGACCUCCCGAGCAAACAUGACAGAGCACAAGACGUCCCCCACCCAAAGCCAGGCAGCUGGAGAGGUCUCCAACAAGCUUCCAAAAUGGCCUGAGCCGGUGGAGCAGUUCUACCGCUCACUGCAGGACACGUAUCGGGCCGAGCCCGCAGGCCCCGAUGGCAUCCUGGUGGAGGUGGAUCUGGUGCGGGCCAGGCUGGAGAGAAGCAGCAGCAAGAGCCUGGAGCGGGAACUGGCCACCCCGGACUGGGCAGAACGGCAGCUGGCCCAGGGAGGCCUGGCUGAGCUGCUGUUGGCUGCCAAAGAGCACCGGCGGCCGCGUGAGACACGAGUGAUUGCUGUGCUGGGCAAAGCUGGUCAGGGCAAGAGCUGUUGGGCUGGGGCAGUGAGCCGGGCCUGGGCUUGUGGCCGGCUUCCCCAGUACGACUUUGUCUUCUCUGUCCCCUGCCACUGCUUGAACCGUCCGGGGUCUGCCUAUCGCCUGCAGGAUCUGCUCUUCUCCCUGGGCCCACAGCCACUCGUGGCGGCCGAUGAGGUUUUCAGCCACAUCUUGAAGAGACCUGACCGUGUUCUGCUCAUCCUAGACGCCUUCGAGGAGCUGGAAGCGCAAGAUGGCUUCCUGCACAGCACAUGCGGACCGGCACCGGCGGAGCCCUGCUCCCUCCGGGGGCUGCUGGCCGGCCUUUUCCAGAAGACGCUGCUCCGAGGUUGCACCCUCCUCCUCACAGCCCGGCCCCGGGGCCGCCUGGGCCAGAGCCUGAGCAAGGCCGACACCCUAUUUGAGCUGUCUGGCUUCUCCACGGAGCAGGCCCAGGCCUACGUGAUGCGCUACUUUGAGAGCUCAGGCAUGACUGAGCACCAAGACAGAGCCCUGACGCUCCUCCAGGACCGGCCAUUUCUUCUCAGUCACAGCCACAGCCCCACUUUGUGCCGGGCAGUGUGCCAGCUCUCAGAGGCCCUGCUGGAGCUUGGGGAUGACGCCAAGCUGCCCUCCACGCUCACAGGACUCUAUGUCGGCCUGCUGGGCCGUGCAGCCCUCAACAGCCCCCCGGGGGCCCUGGCAGAGCUGGCCAAGCUGGCCUGGGAGCUGGGCCGCAGACACCAAAGUACCCUACAGGAGGACCAGUUCCCAUCCGCAGACGUGAGGAACUGGGCGAUGGCCAAAGGCUUAGUGAAACACCCCCCGGGGGCCGCAGAGUCCGAGCUGGCCUUCCCCAGCUUCCUCCUGCAAUGCUUCCUGGGGGCCCUGUGGCUGGCUCUGAAUGGCGACAUCAAGGACAAGGAGCUCCCGCAGUAUCUAGCAUUGACCCCAAGGAAGAAGAGGCCCUAUGACAACUGGCUGGAGGGCGUGCCACGCUUUCUGGCCGGGCUGAUCUUCCAGCCUCGCGCCCGCUGCCUGGGAGCCCUAGUCGGGCCGUCGGCGACUGCCUUGGCGGACAGGAAGCAGAAGGUGCUUGCGAGGUACCUGAAGCGGCUGCAGCCGGGGACCCUGCGGGCGCGGCAGCUGCUGGAGCUGCUGCACUGCGCCCACGAGGCCGAGGAGGCUGGAAUUUGGCAGCACGUGGUGCAGGAGCUCCCCGCCUGCCUCUCUUUUCUGGGCACCCGUCUCACACCUCCUGAUGCACAUGUACUGGGCAAGGCCUUGGAGGCGGCGGGCCAAGACUUCUCCCUGGACCUCCGCAGCACUGGCAUUUGCCCCUCUGGAUUGGGGAGCCUCGUGGGACUCAGCUGUGUCACAGGUUUCAGGGCUGCCUUGAGCGACACAGUGGCGCUGUGGGAGUCCCUGCGGCAGCAUGGGGAGACCAAGCUACUUCAGGCAGCAGAGGAGAAGUUCACCAUCGAGCCUUUCAAAGUCAAGUCCCUGAAGGAUGUGGAAGACCUGGGAAAGCUUGUGCAGACUCAGAGGACGAGAAGUUCCUCGGAAGACACAGCUGGGGAGCUCCCUGCUGUUCGGGACCUAAAGAAACUGGAGUUUGCGCUGGGCCCCAUCUCAGGCCCCCAGGCUUUCCCCAAACUGGUGCGGAUCCUCACGGCCUUUUCCUCCCUGCAGCAUCUGGACCUGGAUGCGCUGAGUGAGAACAAGAUCGGGGACGAGGGUGUCUCGCAGCUCUCAGCCACCUUCCCCCAGCUGAAGUCCUUGGAAACCCUCAACCUGUCCCAGAACAGCAUCACAGACCUGGGUGCCUACAAACUCGCCGAGGCCCUGCCUUCACUCGCUGCAUCCCUGCUCAGGCUGAGCUUGUACAAUAACUGCAUCUGCGACGUGGGAGCCGAGAGCCUGGCUCGUGUGCUUCCGGAUAUGGUGUCCCUCCGGGUGAUGGACGUCCAGUACAACAAGUUCACGGCUGCCGGGGCCCAGCAGCUCGCUGCCAGCCUUCGGAGGUGUCCUCAUGUGGAGACACUGGCGAUGUGGACGCCCACCAUCCCAUUCAGUGUCCAGGAACACCUGCAACAACAGGAUUCACGGAUCAGCCUGAGAUGAUCCCAGCUGUGCUCUGGACAGGUACGUUCUCUGAGGACACUAACCACGCUGGACCUUGAACUGGGUACUUGUGGACACAGCUCUUCUCCAGGCUGUAUCCCAUGAGCCUCAGCAUCCUGGCACCCAGCCCCUCCUGGUUCAGGGUUGGCCCCUGCCCGGUUGUGGAAUGAACCACGUCUUGCUCUGCUGUCAGGCACAGGCCCGGCUCCAGGCUCCUUUAGCGCCCAGUUGGAUGGAUGCCUCAUGGCAGCUGCAGUCCACCCAGGAGCCCUGAGGCCUUCCCUGAAGGACAUUGCGGACAGCCACGGCCAGGCCAGAGGGAGUGACAGAGGCAGCCCCAUUCUGCCUGCCCAGGCCCCUGCCACCCUGGGGAGAAAGUACUUCUUUUUUUUAAUUUUUAGACAGAGUCUCACUGUUGCCCAGGCUGGAGUGCAGUGGUGCGAUCUGGGCUCACUGCAACCUCCGCCUCUUGGGUUCAAGCGAUUCU